AUGACAACCAAAACCUCAUCACCAGAGAAGCGAAAAUGGUACCAGAUACAAUGGUUCCAACCGCAAGACACGCCUCGCGAGAGGAAACUUAUCAACAAGCUCGAUCUCCUGAUUGUGCCCUACGCCUUUUUGGCAUAUUGGGUCAAGUACAUGGACCAAUCCAACCUCAACAACGCCUACGUCGCCGGCCUGAAAGAAGACCUCGGCUUCCAAGGCAACGAGCUGGUCCAGCUCCAGACAAUGUACAUCAUCGGCGCCGUCCUCGGUCAAAUCCCAUUCAUGUUCCUCUUCACCUACGUCCCCAUGCACUGGGUCAUUCCAUUCCUUGACGUCGCCUGGGGCAUCUUCACUCUCCUGCAGUACAGAGUGACGGGCUUUGCCGAGCUGGCCGCCUACCGGUUCCUCGUCGGGUGGUUCGAGGCGGCCUUCUUCCCGGCCAUGCACUACAUCUUUGGGGCUUGGUACCGGAGUGAUGAGAUCGCUCGGAGAGGUGGUGUUUUCUACCUUGGGCUGACGCUGGGAACGCUCACCGCGGGGCUGAUCCAGGCUGGCGCGAGCCAACGUCUUGAGGGAGUCAAGGGGUUGGCGGGGUGGAGGUGGAUGUAUAUCAUUUGUGCGCUCAUCACCAUUCCGAUUGGCAUCAUUGGGUAUUUUGUUCUCCCCGGGACACCAGACAGGCCGAACGGAUUACUGUUGUCGGAGGAAGAUGUCGCUGUUGCCAAGGAGCGUCUGCAGAGAGAUGGCCACGUCACCGAGGGAAAGUUCUCGUGGAAGGGACUGGCCAAGAUUGCAAAGACGUGGCACUUUUGGGGGUUGAUCUUGUUUGACGUACUCUUCUGGAAUGGAAGCAUAAACACUUCGACCGGUGGCUAUCUUCUCUGGAUCAAGAGUCUGGGGAGGUUCUCCAAGGCGAGGGUGAACGAGCUUGGCACCAUCUCGCCGGCGCUGGGUAUGUUUUACACGGUGGCGAUCUGCUUCGCUUCGGAUUUGGUGUUGGGACCGGCGUGGGCUAUCACGGUGGCUCAUGUCUGGAAUAUCAUUGGUCUGAUCAUUCAGGUUAUCUGGGAGGUGCCGGAGGGUGCGUUGUGGUUUUCCUUCAUGACGACUUACAGCGCUGUGGCUAUGAGUUCGGUAUUGUACGGAUGGGUCAACAGUCAGCUCAAGGCAGCCCCAGCGGAAAGAGCAUUCACGUUGGUUCUUAUCAACACUGUUGCUCAGAGCACUACGGCCUGGACGCCUCUUUUGGUCUUCAAGACGGUUGAGGGACCGAGAUUUACCAAGGGUUACUCUUUCGUUUUGGCCAACGCCGUUUGUUUGAUUGGCAUGGCGCAUGUGUUGAGGAUAUAUCUUGCUAAAAAGGAGUAA
Podospora anserina S mat+ is the source of this 1365-nucleotide messenger RNA. RefSeq lists its product as uncharacterized. Bases 1 to 1365 code for a protein of 454 amino acids. Gene Ontology annotation, cellular component: membrane. Lineage: Eukaryota; Fungi; Ascomycota; Sordariomycetes; Sordariales; Podosporaceae. Gene Ontology annotation, biological process: transmembrane transport. The transcript is spliced from 2 exons. The record is from RefSeq and is a predicted model, not a curated record. Gene Ontology annotation, molecular function: transmembrane transporter activity.